Molecule: messenger RNA, 929 nt
Organism: Lycium ferocissimum
Lineage: Eukaryota; Viridiplantae; Streptophyta; Magnoliopsida; Solanales; Solanaceae
Product: MATH domain and coiled-coil domain-containing protein At2g05420-like
Exons: 3
Coding region: 169-528 (119 amino acids)
Molecular function (GO): protein binding
Source: RefSeq, a predicted model, not a curated record
UCUUCCUCACAAAACAUUUAACGAGGCUGGAUACCUUGUUGCCGACGAUUGUGUCUUUGCAGCAGAGAUAUUGGUCAGCCAAGGCAGUGGGUCGGUCCGAGUGGGGAGGGAAAAAAAAAAAAACGAGUUAAACCUAUCCAAAGGCAACCUGUUGGUGAAUGUUUGUCCAUGGUAAAAUCUAAUGUCUCAUUUAAGCGUGAAUGGAAGAUCAAUAAUUUGUCAAAUCUAGGGGUAGAUUGGUAUUCUGAAGGAUUUACUGUGGGAGAUCACAAAUGGAAGCUCUGGUUAUUUCCUAAAGGCAACCAGCAAAAUAGGGGACAUAACAUCUCUAUAUUCUUAGUUUCUGUUCAUUCCAAGGACUUUGAUCACUAUCAAAAACUGAAGGCAAACUACAGCAUUUGCAUCAAUGAUCAGAUAAAGGGUGGAGGUCAUAAGCGAUCUUGUUGUACUUGGUUUUCAACUACAAGGACGAUGAAUAAUGGUUAUCCUGGUUUUAUGCCUCUAACACAGUUAAAUGAUGAGGAAUGAGGUUAUAUUGUCAAAGAUUGUAUCGCGGUGGAGACUGAGUUGGAAAUCGUGUUUAAGCAUAGGGUAAAGAGCUUAGUUAUCUUAGACUAAGGUUUAUUGUUUAGUAAUAGCCGCGGGUGUCUCCCUAUACAGUAGAUGCAGGUUCAAGUUCUCCUUGGCCUUCUAUUUAAUCGGGAAAAAAAGGCUAUCUUCAAGUUGGCUAGUUAUAGAAGUUGGUGGACAUCUAUGUUUGAUUCACAAACUCCUUUUCAACUUCUAUUUUAAAUACUUUUUCUUUCCCCUUCAAUUCAGAUAUUUUCGGAAUGCCUAGUUUGUGUUUAUUUAAGGAAAAAUGCAUAAUAAUAGCCUGAGACUUGUGUUAUGCUUUGUGGGAAUCCUUUUACCCCCUUGUAAUAUCUCAA